Messenger RNA from Puccinia graminis f. sp. tritici CRL 75-36-700-3, 2137 nucleotides. RefSeq lists its product as uncharacterized. The transcript has 4 exons. The record is from RefSeq and is a predicted model, not a curated record. Gene Ontology annotation, molecular function: protein binding. Bases 1 to 1851 code for a protein of 616 amino acids. Lineage: Eukaryota; Fungi; Basidiomycota; Pucciniomycetes; Pucciniales; Pucciniaceae.
AUGCAUACCACCGCCAAUCAAAAUUUCGAAAAACCCAUGAGACAACUGGACAGGCAAGACCAAAAUACCGGCAAAGGAAACGAAGGAAGACUUAACAACGAAGGGAGUGGAAAGAUUGAACGAAGCAAGAAAAACAAAACUGCGAUGACCAAGCCGAGCGGGACGCAAGGCAAUCGGAAACGCUCGCUGAGCAAGUCGACCAAGAGAACGGCCGCGGAGACGGAUGGACAGAGUCCCAACAAGUCGACGGCGGUGGUCGAUAAGGAUGACCUUCCGGCACGCCUGAAUGCGGUUGUCAGUCUCGACCAAGCCGAGGAGGGGAUCGGGGAGUUCGAGGACGCCUGGGAGGACGAGUUCGAGGAUGAGAUCGGCUCCGAGGGUCAUAGCGUUCACUUCAAUCCUGACGACGAGGAGGACGAGAACGAGGACGAGGAUAUCAUCCCUGGGGAUGGAAAAGAACUUGGACAGGACGAGGAUGACGAACAGGAUGGAAUGGCCAAAGACCGCUCUCGAUCUGCCUCUCCACAGGCAUACCUACCCCACCUCCACGGAAACAAACUCGCGGAAGAUGAGGAACUUGUUGCGGAUCCGACGGCGUACAAGAUGUUACAUAGCUUAUCAUUGACAUGGCCGGCGCUUUCUUUUGAUGUGCUUCGGGAUGACCUUGGCGAGCAACGGAGUCGUAUGCCCCAUUCGGCGUGUAUCGUGGCGGGAACCCAAGCGGAGAUGAGUGGGGACGUGGACCAGGAUGAGAUCAUGAUUAUGAAGUGGGAAGGGCUGAGCCGGAUGCGCAAGGACCCGACUCUGGAAGACGAGGACGAGGAAGAAGAUGAAGAGGAAGACGAGGACGAAGUCGAGGAAGAGCCGACCCUUUCCUUCAGGACAAUUCCCCACAAAGGCUCUGUCAACCGGGUCAAGGCCCAAUCUUUGCCCACCCCGCUCUCCCUCCGACCGCCUCGACCUCCGGACAACUACUUUGCCGCUACCUUUUCCGGCACUGGAAAGGUGCACAUCUUUGACAUUGCACCUCAGCUAUAUGCGCUCCAAUGUCCGGCCGAUGCGGCCGAUCAGCCGAUGUCGAAGAAGCCGUUUCACACCAUCAACAGCCACGGCCGGGCCGAAGGCUUCGCGCUCUCAUGGGGUCCAGCCAACACUAAUCAAACCGGUGGAGCCUCGUUACGACUCUUGACCGGUGACGUUCACUCCAAGAUCUUCCUGACCACCUCCACCAAGGCCGGCUUCACCACCAAUGCCACCCCUUACACCUCCCACACAUCCUCAGUCGAGGAUCUCCAAUGGUCUCCCUCGGAGCCCACCGUCUUUGCUAGCUGCUCCGCCGAUCAGAGUCUCAGGAUCUGGGACAUCCGCGUCAAGGAACGUAAGAACGUCCUCGGCGUCAGCAAGGCCCAUCCCGCUGACGUCAAUGUACUCAGUUGGAAUCAGUCCACCUCUUACUUGAUUGUCUCCGGUGGAGACGAAGGAGGGCUUAAAGUCUGGGAUCUCAGGAACCUCCAAUCGAAAAACAAACAAGAGAACAGACCGGUAGCCGAUUUCCAAUACCACAAGUCAGCAAUCACCUCAGUCGAAUGGAACGCACUAGAGGAUUCAUGUUUUGCGGCAUCGAGUGCGGACGACCAGGUGACGUUGUGGGACCUGUCGGUGGAGGUGGAUGCGGAGGAGAAAAAGACGAUGGCUAAGGACAAUGCUCAGCAACCGUUUCCAGACCAACUCCUCUUCUCGCAUCAGGGCCAGAAAGAAAUUAAGGAGGUUCAUUGGCAUCCUCAGAUCCCUGGCUGCGUCAUUAGUACCGCCCUGGACGGCUUGAACGUGUUCAAGACGAUUUCGAUUUGAAGGGAAAAGGAAAUGGCAUGUCAAAUUUGUGGAGACUCGUUUUAUUUUUCGGUGCUUUUUUUUUGAACUCUCCGUAUUAUCGCGUGCCUCUCUACUCUAUGUGUUGUCUGUUCUACCAUCUACAGACACCAAGAAAAUACCACACCAAAAACGACCGUAUCAAAAAUCGCCCCGUUGUAGUCUUGUCUGUGGUAGUGCUUCAUACUUAAUCUAAAACGUAUUACCUUUGGUAAAUGUUCACAUCCUCCCGAAAUGUGUCGCUUACUGAAAACUAAGACAGACGUUG